Otolemur garnettii (small-eared galago) is the source of this 921-nucleotide messenger RNA. RefSeq names its product potassium voltage-gated channel interacting protein 3 (gene KCNIP3). The coding region runs from base 46 to 816 and encodes 256 amino acids. Gene Ontology annotation, cellular component: nucleus; voltage-gated potassium channel complex. The transcript has 9 exons. Gene Ontology annotation, biological process: negative regulation of transcription by RNA polymerase II; regulation of potassium ion transmembrane transport. Gene Ontology annotation, molecular function: RNA polymerase II cis-regulatory region sequence-specific DNA binding; DNA-binding transcription repressor activity, RNA polymerase II-specific; calcium ion binding. The record is from RefSeq and is a predicted model, not a curated record. NCBI's taxonomy places the organism in Eukaryota, Metazoa, Chordata, Mammalia, Primates, Galagidae.
GCCACGAAGUGGGGAGGCCGGCAACAGUUUCUUCCAGCACCCAGGAUGCAGGAGGCUAAGGAGGGGAUGAAGGCAUCGGACGGCAGCCUCCUGGGGGACCCUGGGCGGACCCCACUUAGCAAGAAGGAGGACGUCAAGUGGCAGAGGCCGCGGUUCACCCGCCAGGCCCUGAUGAGAUGCUGCCUGGUCAAGUGGAUCCUGUCCAGCGCAGCCCCUCAGGGCUCAGACAGCAGCGACAGUGAGCUGGAGCUGUCCACAGUGCGCCACCAGCCAGAGGGGCUGGACCAGCUGCAAGCACAGACCAAGUUCACCAAGAAGGAGCUGCAGUCCCUCUACAGGGGCUUCAAGAAUGAGUGUCCCACGGGCCUGGUGGAUGAAGACACCUUCAAACUCAUCUACUCCCAGUUCUUCCCCCAGGGAGAUGCCACCACCUAUGCACACUUCCUCUUCAAUGCCUUCGAUGCUGAUGGGAACGGGGCCAUCCGCUUUGAGGACUUCGUGGUCGGGCUCUCCAUCCUACUGCGAGGAACAGUCCAUGAGAAGCUCAAGUGGGCCUUUAAUCUCUAUGACAUUAACAAGGAUGGCUACAUCACCAAAGAGGAGAUGCUGGCCAUCAUGAAGUCCAUCUAUGACAUGAUGGGCCGCCACACCUACCCCAUCCUGCGGGAGGACGCACCCAUGGAGCACGUGGAGCGGUUCUUCCAGAAAAUGGACCGGAAUCAGGAUGGGGUAGUGACCAUUGAUGAAUUCCUGGAGACCUGCCAAAAGGAUGAGAACAUUAUGAGCUCCAUGCAGCUGUUUGAAAAUGUCAUCUAGGACAUGGGCAAGGGGCUGGUGGCUAUUGCCACCUCCACCCUCAACUAACCUCAAUCCUGCCAGGAGAAUCCUACAUGAGAAACUUUUAAAAAAUAUAUUUGCAAA